AUGGAUGCCGGGAUUACAGCGCUAAACAGGAAGCACCAGCAGCAGCCACAGCAGUUCAAUAUCCGGAACAACCUGCUCAAGAGCGAUAUUGGUGGCAUAGACAUCACCCAGGAACUGCCGGUGAAGAACGGUGAGAAGGAGGAGAUGCCGUUCCCGCCCCACCCGCCGCAACAGCAGUACCCGCCCCAAUACCCACCUCAGUACCCACCACAGCACCCGCAACAGCACCCGCAACAGCACGCGCAACAGCACGCGCAACAGCAGUACCAGAUGCCUCCUGUGUCUGCGCAAAGGAUGUACGCGGCCCCACAACAACAACAAGUGCAGCAGCAGCCGUAUUUCCAGCAGAACAUGUACCAAAGGACGCCAUAUGCGCCUGCGCAAGGUAACCCAUACCCCAGGUCGCAGUCGUUGACACAGAAGUCGUCUAUAUCCGGGUUCUUCAAGCAGAAGGGCUACCACAGCCCGUUCGGUAAGUCCAAGAAAGGCAGUAGUGGUGGGGACGACGACGACAACGAGGAAGGAGCAGACAUAAUUGAGGACCCAUCCGCGUCUGUGAUAACAUACAAUGACAUACGUAAGAAUGCCAACAAAGGAGGUGACAAGUACGGGUACGGAGGAGACACCGCCCCAAUAAUACCAACUAUUGUAACAACAGACAAGAACACGUCGAACACGGAUUACAGAAAAUACAUGACCACUCAGAAAAAGCUUGCGAUGAACCGGAUGGCAAAACAAGGAACCCCACAAACACCUUCGCCGCCUUCAAAAUUACAACAGUAUCAGCAGUAUCAACAGAUGAUGCCUCCCAACGGAUCAAAUCCUAGAGCCAUGUCAUUGCAAGGUUUUGGUUCUGGCAGUCCGUUCUACCAACAGUCUGGUCCUGGAAAUUCGCCAAAUAAUCGUCUUCCAAAUGGUCAGUUUAUGGGUGACUCUAGAGCAAACUCUAUGAUGAGUGCACAAAACCCAAUGAUGAGAGGUCCACCACAACACGCUCAGCCGAUGUACCAACAACCAAAUUUUAGCGGCACAAUGACUACUCCUGGUCCCAGAAACACCUCCCCAAAUAGAGUACCGAUGAACAAUCAAAGACCAGGACCGAUGAAUUCACAACAGAGUUUCAAUGGCCCCACUGGUAACAUUAGUGCGGAUAGAGCCAUGUCCUUGCAAACAACAUCAAGCAGGCCAAUGGUAAACAUGAGUGAGCAAAAACCAGUUUCAGAUGAUUUACCGCCAAACCCAUAUCUAAGCCAAAACGCAAGACCUUACACUGAGCCUAUUAAUACAAACAUAGAUGAUAACGUUAAGAGAAAUGAUAAUGAAAAUCAUAUCACUGCAACUUCUCCUUUGAAGAACCAGCUGUAUGUCGCACCAUUAUCUAUUCCUGAUGAUGAAGAACCUACUCCUGGUAGAUCGAUUGCUGGCUCAGGAAAAUUAAAUGUUCUAAAAUUAUCAAAACCUCAACAAGAGGAAAAUAUGGUGAAGGAAAUUCAAGUAAUGAAGCCUUCUAUAGAGGAUCAUGAAGAACAGCAGAAAUCAUCAAAUAACGAAGAUUGGAAUGAUAUAAAGAAAGGACUAACCGAAGAUGCUUUGUCACAUGAGAAUAGAACUAGUUUAGUAGAAGACGGCUUAGGAUCUCUAAAACUUGAUGACAGGACAAAAUUGGGUCAGCCUCAAAGACAGUCAGUGGAUACUUAUUCAUCUACAUUUAGUGAUUCCCCUUCAAAGAAAGUUAAUUCAAAUAAAGUUACCGGUCUUUAUAAACUUGAAAAUAUGACUGAUAUGGACCAAUACCAAACUGCUCAGGAGUUUGUUGAUGAUACUAAAUUAAAUUCUCGGGCCAAUGAAAAUAGGGUAGAAUCGGGUUCUAGUUCGGUAUACGACAAUCCAUAUGGUAGCACAACCUCAGAAAAGAAAAUCAUCGAUGCUGAGGAUGAAAGAAGUAAAAGAAGAGAGUCGUUGAUAAAAGCAAAGAAUAUUCUCAGAAAUUUUUCAUCAGAACAAAGGCUAAGCAAAAGACCUACUAGUGAAACCAGUGUCGACUCGGAUUAUUCCGCGCAGGAUGACACUUUCACUUAUAAGCAAAAAGAUAAUAAGGCGAGUGCGAGUGGCAAUUUAACGUCCACUCCUACCAAAUCGGCACAGACAAACCUACAAAAUGAAGCUGAAACUGUUGAUUUUGUAUUUUCGGAUACUCAUAGCAAGGCUUAUGAACCUAUUUAUUCUAAACACGAUAGCUCUAUGUCAGACCAUGCUAAGCUUAAAGAGAAGACAUUUGUAAUAAAAGAAGAGCAAUUAAACCUCCUAAAGGAAAACGAAACAUUGAUGAGAGAGGUGACACUGGUAUCUACUGAGUUAGCUGAAUCAAUUCAAAGAGAAACAGUGCUGGAGCAAAAAAUACGAUCACUGGCAUCCGGUCAGAAAUCAUCCGAUGUGGAAAACAGUGAUAAUGACUUUGAAAGAGAGCAAGAAGAGCAGUUGUCAAUCGUUGAGUUUGAAACUGAGAUGAGAAAGAAAUCUGCAAAAAUAGUUGAACUAAUACAACAGUUAAAUGAUGAAAGAUUGAAGAGAUUUAUUGCAGAAGAACAAAUAUUGCUUCAGGAAAGAGGGGCGAAACCAAGUCGUCCACAGCUAAUAUACAGAAUUGAGCAAUUAAAUAUACAACUAGAGGCGAAAUCUCAGAAACUGAAUGACUUACAAGCUAGAUUGGAUAAAUUAGAACAUAAUUCCUAA
Messenger RNA from Nakaseomyces glabratus, 2733 nucleotides. It is a transcript of the gene EPO1, whose product is annotated as Epo1p. The record is from RefSeq and is a predicted model, not a curated record. Lineage: Eukaryota; Fungi; Ascomycota; Saccharomycetes; Saccharomycetales; Saccharomycetaceae.